Molecule: messenger RNA, 1712 nt
Organism: Gasterosteus aculeatus aculeatus (three-spined stickleback)
Lineage: Eukaryota; Metazoa; Chordata; Actinopteri; Perciformes; Gasterosteidae
Biological process (GO): response to bacterium
Source: RefSeq, a predicted model, not a curated record
AAACACAGUCUUGUGAGUGAAAAAUGUAGAAGGGAUGAAGAUUGUUCUCAUUCAGCACAAUAAUUUCAACACGAUGACAUCUGCAAAGUUUAUCUUCUACCUGACAUGUUUGUUCUUGGGGAAAAUGGUUCAGACGACCGACCUGGAUUCCUCCUCAUCUGUUUAUCAAGGGAAUAGUUUUCUAUCAGUUCAAACUGGGGGAAACUUGACGUUGAAAUGUUUUCAUGAAGCCAGUUCAGCAGCAAGGGUUCACUGGUUUAAACACACUCUGGGACAGAAACCGAGGCUCAUCUCAUCCUACUCCAGGUUCACAAACCUUACAUUUUAUGUUGAAUUCAAGAAUCCACGUUUCACAGUGGAUACUGGAAAUAAUACGAAUCACUUGACGAUAAAAGAUUUGCAAAUUAAUGACUCAGCUACUUACUACUGUGUGAGCAGUAAUACACACAAAAUCAUUUUUUUAGCUACAACUACUGUCAGUGUACAGGGUUCUAGUUCAAACAUCCCAACAUUAAUCCAUCAGUCACCAUCAGAGACCAUCCAGCCAGGAGGCUCUGUGACUCUGAACUGUACAGUACAAACUGGGACCUGUGAUGGACAACACAGUGUUUACUGGUUCAAAGACUCUGAAGAAUCUCAUCCAGCGCUCAUUUACACUGAUGGAGGCAGCACUGAUCAGUGUGAGAGGAAACCCAACACACAAACACACACCUGUGACCACAACCUGCCGAUGGAGAGCCUGAAUCUGUCUCAUGCUGGAACCUACUACUGUGCUGUUGCCUCGUGUGGACACAUUCUGUUUGGAAACGGAACCAAGCUGGACUUUAAAGAUGAGAAGGACUCUCGUAUCUUGGUGUAUUUCUUGAGUGGAGCUCUGACUUUUACCAUCAUCCUUAAUGUCCUUCUGGUUUUCUUACUUUGCAUGAUGAACAAGAGAAACCGCUGUGAAGUUACAGAGUCUCAUGCAAGAUGUUCAGCUCCCUCCACACCAAAUGCAGAGGGUGAACAAAACGAAUCAAACAUCCAAUAUGCGGCGGUGAGAGAACAAAAGAUCAGCAGAUCUAGAAGACAAAGGAACAACCUUGAGUUUGAAUGCACAUACUCAAAUUUGAAGCAAUAGGAGUGUACGUGCAUCAAAGGGGUGACGGUGAGGUCAUUUUAUCACUUUGUCUUUCUUGUGACUACGUGUUGAAGCAGCAACUGUUGCUCCUUUCUGAAAAGAUGUGUUGAUUCAACAUGUAACUUUAGGGCUUUGCUAUGGAAUUGGAAAGGGCUUUUGUUUGUCAGCUUGCUGCUGUUAGUUGUUUGCAUAACUUAAAUCACAAAUGAUAGUAGUUGUGGGAAAAUGUGUUCAAAAACCACACGCAUACUCACACAUUCAAGAUCAGCCGCGGUUUAUGAAUCUUAAAUGCAAUUAUUCUGAUGUAAAAAUCAUUUUGGACACAAUGUUAUAUGUGAAUAUGAAAUAUCAAUUGUUUGUGUGAUCCAUCCAGUGCUAAUGAAUACAGAUUUUUAUAUAUACAAAACCUUUUUGCCUGUCACAAGAUGUCCCUGAAAUUCAAGAUCCUUCCGAAUUGGCUCCACUUUUCAGAAACAAACUCUGCCGUGUGGAUGCACAAAAACACAACACGCGUCCUCCAAUGCUCGUUUGCCUGGUUCAAUUGUUUUGCUGAACAACAAUUUAAAACAAAUUAUAGAUGAAUGAUAAGCUU